Molecule: messenger RNA, 1041 nt
Organism: Colletotrichum truncatum
Lineage: Eukaryota; Fungi; Ascomycota; Sordariomycetes; Glomerellales; Glomerellaceae
Source: RefSeq, a predicted model, not a curated record
AUGGAGUACGCAACUCCCAGGGUGGCCGAAGCAACCACGCGGCUUGAAGUUGUCGUAGAGGACCUUGUGCUUGAGCUCGAUGAGCUACUGCUGCUGGAAGAGGACGAGCUAGAAGAACUCGACGAAGUUGAGCUCGUACUUGUUUGCGAGGAAGACCUUGAGGAACUCGAAACACUUGAUGAGCUUGACGAACUUGAACUAGUGCUGAUGCUUGAGCUCGAAGUACUUGCAGUAGAGCUUGAGGUAGUUGUAGUUGUGGUUGUGGUUGUGGGCCGUGUCGAUGAAGAUGUGGAGGAGGAUGAGGAAGAUGUCGUUAAUGACGACGAUGAUGAGGAUGAGGAUGUAGUUAUAGACGAGGACGUAGUCGUAGGAGAAGAGGUGGUCAGUGUGGAAGAGGUGGUCAGUGUGGAAGAGGUGGUCAACGUAGAAGAGGUAGUCAAUGUGGAAGAGGUGGUCAACGUAGUCAAGAGCGUCGAGAUAAAAGUUGAAGACGAUGAGCUCGAGGACAAGGUCGAGGAUAGGAUCGAAGAUAGAUCAGUAGACGUUGCUUCCGAAGUGGUUGAUUCUGUUGACGAGGUAGUUUCCAAUAUAGAGCUGGAAGUAGAGGUUGGUAAAUCAGAACUGCUGAAAGGUGUUGACGAUAUGGUGGAAGAUGUUUCUGAACUGGUUGGUUCCGUUGACGAGGUAGUUUCCAAUAUAGAGCUGGAAGUAGAGGUUGGUAAAUCAGAACUGCUGAAAGGUGUUGACGAUAUGGUGGAAGAUGUUUCCGAACUGGUUGAUUCUGUUGACGAGGUAGUUUCCAAUACAGAGCUAGAAGUGGAAGUUAUUAAAUCAGAGGUGCUGAGAGUGGUUGACAGAAUGGUGGAAGAUGCUUCCGAACUAGUUGAUUCUGUUGACGAGGUGGUCUCCAAAAUGGAGGUGGAAGUAGAAGUCGUUAAAUCUUCAGAGCUGCUGAAAGAGGUUGGAGUGGACGUCGGCGUGACCCCUGCAGAUGUGGGGGUCUCAAUAUACACAGUUCCAGGGGCAGUACCGCUUGGCUGA